AUGCUGCGUCCCACGCGACGCGCUGUUUUCGAUUCCUUCCGGGCUGCCCGUGGUGAGCUCGACCCUCUCUUCUCUAUGAAGUCGGAGCAGCUCAUGUGCAAGGCAGUGCGGCAGUACAUCGUUCCCUCCCUCUCUCGCCAGCGGCACCGCUCCAUUGGGGAGCGUCUGGGUCACUCGCAAGAGCGCAGUCUCUUCCGCACCAAUGUCUCUCUCCUCUUACAGGAGGCGCGGCGACGUGGCGACUACCGCGUCGCGGCUGCCGCGCUGGAUGUCGCUCUCGCUGAGACAGAGUUGUCACGCUUUGCGAAGCUGUUCGAGCCCACAUGGAUCAAGGACGCCGUCUCAUCGUGCCGCAGUGCCGAAGAACUGCGUGUUGUGGAAGGCGUGCUGCGGCAGCACGAACAGAGGUUGCUUGCUAGCGGCUCUGCUCCCGCCUCAGAGGGCUUUCUGCUGACCGCCGCCUUUGGACGCUCGCGAGCAACGGAGCGUGCACUGCGUUGUGGAGACGACGAUGCUGAUGCCGAUGACGGCGCGCAGAGUGGUGCGCUUGCUUCCACAAUUUCCGCCUCCUUACAAACGACAGGCGAUGCACUGUGCAGUAAUGACGCGGUCGAGAACAGCGUCGUCGGUGCCACGCUUUCUGAAGAAGCGCGAGUGGCAGCUGCGCUGGUACAACCGCCGUCGCUAACCGAUCUUGCCACAACGGGCGGCACUGGAAGCGAUGCGCUCUGGUUGUCGCCGGAAGAGCGAGCAGCCGCCGGGCUGCGACGACUGCAGCGUCUCCAGCGCAACUUAACAGCUGGCCCAAACGUGUCCUUUACCCGCUACUUCCUUCGUCAAGGCCUUGUGCGCCACGAGGGGGAGCUCAUGGCACUCUAUCAAGCCAUGCGCGCUCGCCCACUGGACGUGAGCUUCCGCGUCGUCGGUGGUGGCGAUGCUGCCACCGACGACGCACAGCCCUCCGGACUUCUCUCGCCGCACGCCAGCGCCGUGCACUGCCUGCUGCAGCGCCGUCGCGGUUUGCACAGGGUGCCGUGGCUGCCACCGGCGAUGGGCGCUUAUACCCUUGACACGCGGGAGAGCACCCCAGCCGACACCGUGCUGGCGAACCGGCAGCUGCUGCGGUCCCUCGCUCGCGAGCGUCUUAUUGUGUUCCAGAGCUUGCCGAGUAUGCUGCCCGUCUACUACCUUGACCCGCAGCCGGGGGAGUGCGUGCUGGAUAUGUGCGCGUCGCCGGGAAACAAGACGGCGCUGAUACUUGACUGCAUGCACGCCGGCGGCAAUAGCGAGGCACACUUGUCCUCAAGUACCGCAGCCGGACCCAGCGCAGCGGCAUCUGAGAGUGGCCGGCGGCGGCCUCUUGUCGGCAGUGGUUGUGUCGUCGCUAACGAGGCGCAGGCCUCGCGCAUUGGCGAUCUGCAGGAACGCCUGCGUAACGCAUCACCUGAGGUGGUCGUCACGCGCGGUCGCGGACAAACGUUUGGGCUGGUUGACUCACACGACGGUAGCAGCACCGGCGGCGUUGGCGGCCGAGGCGAUGCAGCGUCACUCGGGCAUGAAGCCAUUCUUGGCGAAGGUCUGUACGACCGGGUUCUGGUCGACGCGCCGUGCUCCGGUGAGGGCCGCAUGGGACGCGACGCCCUCUCGUGGCGGCUGUGGCACCCGGGACGCGGCAUCGAGUUUUUUCCACUGCAGUGUGCGCUGCUGCAGCGCGCGGUACGCCUUUGCAAGACGGGUGGCCGCGUUGUCUACGCCACCUGCACUCUCAACCCACUGGAGAACGAAGCGGUUGUGGCGGCGGUGCUGCGGGCGUGUGGCGACGCCGUGGCACUCAUCUCUCCUCCACGCCCGUUGCCACGGCGAACCCAGUCGCAGAGCGAGGAGGACGAUGGUGGCAGUGUGCCGCCGCUGCAUCUCACUGCUGGGCUGCGCAGUUGGGACGUUCCAUCUGGCACCGGCGGAUUCUUUUGCAGUGCCACGGAGGCCUACGCACAAGGUGAGAGCGCCACUCGGCUGCCACCCGAGAUAUUUGCACCAGCGUCGACGGGUGCGGAAGGGGACCCCAAAGACAUCGGCGGAGCACUGCAGAGGUGUUGCCGACGGGUCAUGCCUCACCUGAACGGCAACACAGACGGCUUCUUUGUCGCGGUUCUCGAGAAGCGAGCAGGGGUUCCACCUAUGCUUGGAGCGACUGAGAGCCGCCCUUUAUUGGCACCGUCAUCGUACCUCGACACUGCAUCCACCACUGCUGUGGUGCCAACGUUGACCGCUGCGGCGUCGCUGGCCGUCUCGCUUGCAGGCGGCAGCAACAUCUUGAAUGACCGCGGCUUUGUGCGGUUGGCUCCGUCGCAUCACCUUGUGGUCAAGCAUCUGGGAGGAUUCUUCACCUCGGCGCCGUCGCACCCCACGACAGCAUCGUCCGCCGCUUCUACUUUCACAACUCAGGAGCCGCAGCAGCGCGAGUGCGUCAGCGCUCAAGACUUCCUGGAGCGGCACGGCUGGACGGCUGUCUGGUGUGAGGGAGAGGGGCUGCGGCUCCUCACUCAGUCUACAGUGCAGCUACUGCGUCGUCAUUCCACCAUUCCGGUGAUACCGCCAACGAGAAAGCCGAAUCUCCUCGGCCUAGGCUUUGCCCGCCCCCCGAAGAAUCCUUCCGAUGCGCCCCCUGCACCGCCGUCCACCGGAACGGGGCUGCUUGACGCGGGUGUGCUCGUGGUGACCGCGCAGGGGGCGCUGACGGAGCGCGGGGCGGCGCUUAUCCGCCCAAGCGCCCGGAGCCGCGUCGUCUCGCUCCCACUUUUCUUUGCUCAGCUACUGCUGGCGAAUCGCACACUCGACAUUGGCGCCUCGUUGCAGGCCAUGCCGACCCACAUCCAGGAGGCGGAGCAGGCGCUGGGACCACACAACGGCGUCCUGACGCCAUUUUCAGCUGCUACCCAAGACAGAGACGCUGCAGGAUCCGGUGAGGCACACACCUCGACGUGGUACCGAGAAGCCCUGGCGGCUCUCACACCGGCACUUGGUGAAGGGGGAGGGGUGGCCGGCAAUGCCAUUGUCGUGGUGCGCUUCUCGUCCUCCGGCUUCUUAGCCCCCCCGUCAUGGGCGACACCGCUGGCGCAGUGGGCGUGGCCCGUGCGCGUUGAAGUGAUCAAGCCGUGGUCUUCACAUAACAUCGGCGACACGCCACGUGGGUUGGCGCGGCUUCACCUGAUGCUCCCUGCAGCCGCGCGUCACCGCACGCAGGCCCUCAUCGGCCGCCUGCAAGGCCAUGCUCAUCGCCAUCGGAACCAGCAGGAGCGGCUGCAAGCUAGCUCGCGACACGACCCGUCGCUCAUUAUGGGCCGACAAGAACUGCACGGUUCCGCGCUGAAGGCAAGUCAGCAGCAUCGACUCCUGUUUGGCGCCGCUGCACAGGUAUCGGCGUUGCGAGCGCAGCCUAAUGCGGCGCCACGCGCGCUGGAUUCGAAGAUUACCACCCCUGGGACAUCGUUAUCCCAGUCGUUGGGCGUGUUUGAGCUGUGA
This is a messenger RNA of Leishmania braziliensis MHOM/BR/75/M2904, 3522 nucleotides long. RefSeq lists its product as hypothetical. The record is from RefSeq and is a predicted model, not a curated record. Gene Ontology annotation, molecular function: methyltransferase activity. The transcript has a single exon. Gene Ontology annotation, biological process: RNA methylation. Lineage: Eukaryota; Euglenozoa; Kinetoplastea; Trypanosomatida; Trypanosomatidae. The coding region runs from base 1 to 3522 and encodes 1173 amino acids.